Molecule: messenger RNA, 639 nt
Organism: Anopheles maculipalpis
Lineage: Eukaryota; Metazoa; Arthropoda; Insecta; Diptera; Culicidae
Source: RefSeq, a predicted model, not a curated record
AUGGUCGUGGUGGUUCUAGUGUUGCGGAUGAAGUUCUACCGUCACCAGUUGGUAUCAUCUUUUGGACGAAGUUCUAAUAAAGACUCUGUAGAUUGUGUGACGCGUGAACAUUUGCUUUGUGUCUUCUUUUAACAUCACAAGCCUUACUCCGCCAAUAUCAUGGCGUUUAUUCGAUGGGGCAUCAUUCUGCUGUACUGCAUCAUCACCUUCGUGCUGGAAGGAUUCGCCGAGGCUCGGACAAUCGUUGACACGGAUCGUGCAAUGUUUCAUCAAUCGCUAGAUGGACUUCAACUGCAUGGAAAUCAAUUCUUACGAGGUGUGCCGUGUGAGGCCGCCUGUGAACAUUGUGGCUGUAAGGGAAUAUAUCUGGGCGAAAAGUGCAUCUGUUCCUGUGCCAACGACGACAAGGAAACAACAAAUUGUUUGUCUGCAAUCCGGAAAAAUGAGCUGAAAGCUGGCAUUGACAACGACAUUCUGAUUCUGACACGCACCGGAGGCAGAUUUGCACGUGACAUACGGCAAGUGGCAGCACUAAGGGCGCGCAUGGGUCGCGGAGCGUCUGCUGGCUGGAAUACGAAGCGUUAUGAAUUACGGGUGCGAAAUGAAAAGGAGAGCAAAUUAAAUAAAUAUGUUCAGUGA